GAGUCUCUGUCUGACAGCUCGGUUGACGACCCUAUGGAGGGCAUUGAUGCAACUGCCACAAUUACUUACAAGAUAUUAGACCAAGGUACCAAACGUGGUAAACAUAAGCUUUAUUCUAGUGAUGGUUUUUCUUUCACUGUUAAAAGGCAGCAAAAUGAAAAGACCUGGUGGUGGUGUAGUGUAAGAGGUAAAAACAACAGGUGUCCAGCAGCGGUUAGCCAAAUAGGUGACAAAUUCGUUCCAGGCAAAUUAACACAUAAUCAUCCUUCUGCACCUGGUUCAGUGGUUGCGGCCACAAUUUCAUCAACUGUCAAGGCACAAGCGGCAUUACCAGCCCAUGCUUUUACUAGAUCAUCAGAGAUUGUGAAGACAGUUCUAACAACACAUGCUAAUGUAAACCUGCCGGAGGCAAGUCGUCCUGCCAUCACUAAUUUAAAGAGACAAUGUAAUCGUAGACGCCAAAAAGAUCGUCCUCCUGAGCCAAAACACCUAGAUUUCGAUCUUGCAGAAUACUACCUGCCAGACAACUUCCUGAAAGCUGAUAUCAAAAAGAAUGGUCAAAGAUAUGUAGUCUUAGCCACAGAUCAACAACUGCAAUUACUGUCUAAGUCCAAAUGUUGGUAUAUGGACGGUACUUUCAAAGUGGUAAAGGCACCAUUCAAGCAGCUAUUUACCAUCAACUGCUUCCUAAACAGUGGGACAGAAACCAAACAUGUACCUCUCAUGUAUGUUAUCAUGUCACGUCAACGCACGAAGGACUAUGUCUCAGUUCUUAGGGCUAUUUUGCAACUACUGCCAUGCACUGCCGUUCAAAAGUUCAUAGCAGACUUUGAACGUGGCCUGUGGAAUGCUCUACACCGUCUGUUUCCAGGAGUCCCCGUCCAAGGUUGUGCAUUUCACUGGAGUCAAGCCAUCUUCCGUAAAAUCCAAAAGACAGGCCUGGUAGUUUCAUACAAUUCCAAGGGCAACACUUUUAAAUUUUUACGGCACAACGACCUUAACACCCAAGCUGUCAUCGGCAACCCUCCGUUCUACCGUCUUUGUCGACUUUUACACAGGGAGACAUUGUUUCUUCCUCUACAGAUCAAGUUGGUAUCCGAAGGACAUUCGGUCUGGUAA
Mytilus californianus (California mussel) is the source of this 1119-nucleotide messenger RNA. RefSeq lists its product as uncharacterized. The transcript is spliced from 2 exons. Bases 34 to 1119 code for a protein of 361 amino acids. The record is from RefSeq and is a predicted model, not a curated record. NCBI's taxonomy places the organism in Eukaryota, Metazoa, Mollusca, Bivalvia, Mytilida, Mytilidae.